AUGCACUUGUCCAGCACAUCUGGGGAUCUUCUCGCCCAAAUACUUAAUCAUGAAUUUGGGCAGGCUGUCAUCAUGUGCCUGUCAAAUGAGCUCUUGUCUGCUUUGGCCAAACUUAAAGUUGUGUGUGAUCAGCACAGACGUUCUGCCAUUGAGGAAGCUGAAACUAUUUGUGGCAUUUGGAAAGUCGAGUGGCCUACCACAGCUUUCCCACGAGUUGCGCAUAGCGGCCGCUACUUUCCCGCAACAGCCACAACGUUCCUGCGCGUGCACACAGCCGCGCUUAGCGGCCACUUUUCUCGCGCUUCAUCGGCCGACGUUCCACACCCAUCCAUAGUCCAAAACCAACCCAAUGGACUGGUUCCGAAGGGCUUGGCUUCAGCUCGUGCACUGUGCCCCUUACCUGAGUAUGUGCCCUUAAUUCAGAUGACAUCCGGAGGAAGCCCAAGGAAGUCCGUAGGACUUCCGAAGGAGCGUGGGAAAGUCUGGAAGGACUGUCCGGAUCCGGAUGAGUGCGAGAAACUUCCAGAGGACCGCGGGAAAGUUCCGGAGGAACUUCCGGAAACUCAGAGGAAUGGAGGAGCGGAGGAGCGGAGCUCCGGCCUAGGGAAUUCCUCCCUAGGCCUGAGAUGGGUAUUGACUAAGUCGGAGGACUGGAAAUAG
Messenger RNA from Suillus discolor, 660 nucleotides. RefSeq lists its product as uncharacterized. The transcript is spliced from 4 exons. The record is from RefSeq and is a predicted model, not a curated record. Lineage: Eukaryota; Fungi; Basidiomycota; Agaricomycetes; Boletales; Suillaceae. Bases 1 to 660 code for a protein of 219 amino acids.